CAAUUCGCAUUCAUAUCGUUCCCCAUAGCCAUAUAUAGCUUGCUCGCAUAAACGUCAAAAAGGAGGCUCUUUUCGUCGUCCUCCUCCGGCACCAAGCAAUCCAGUUGCCUUUCUUGCUUCGCUUGCUUGCAAGAAACAGCCACUCUCGCGUCCAAAAAGAAGUCUUUCUCUGAAAAAGGAGAAGGAUCAUCAUCGUCGUCGUCGUCGUCGUCGUCGUCCCCCAGGGACUCCAUCAUCGUCGGUUCCUGUCCCCUUCCGUCUUCUUCUGAUCUUAUCUCUCUUUCCUUCUCUCUGUGUGAGCGGGCCGGAGGAGGAGGAGGAGGAGGAGGAGAUGGACAUGAACAACGGCUGGCUCGGCUUCUCCUUGUCUCCUUCCGCAGGGAGGGGCGGCUAUGGCGACGGCGGAGCGAGCGCGAGCGGGGAUGGAGGAGACGGCUCUUGCUCCUCGCCUGCCGCGGCGGCUUCGCCUGUCCCUCUCGUCGCCAUGCCGCUCCAGCCCGAUGGCUCUCUGCACUAUACCUCUGCGCCAGAUUGGAGGCACGGCGCAGCAGAAGCCAACGGCCCCAAGCUUGAGGACUUCAUGAGCGUCACUUGCAGCAGCAACAACAAGAGGAGCAGCAGCAGCAGCAGCUUCUACGACAGGUGCAGCCACGCCGAGCAGGCUAACAAGUACCACGAGGUCCACGACCUCCAACCCCUCUCGUGCGGCUCGUACUACCACGGCAGCAGCGGCGGCGGCGGCAACGGCAUUGCCCUGGGGAUCAACAUGAACGCGCCGCCCUGCAGCGGCGGCGGCUUCCCGGACCACCACCACCACCACCAGUUCGUGUCAUCCCACCACGGCCAGUACUUCCUGGGCGCCCCUCUCAACGCGAGCCCGCCUGGCGCAGUGCCAAUGUACAGCGCCGGCGGCGGCGGCGUCGGCGGGUCCAUGUCCAUCUCCGGCAUCAAGUCCUGGCUCCGGGAGGCCAUGUACGUGCCGCCAGAGCGCCCGGUGGCGGCGGCGGCGGCGCUGUCGCUCGCCGUGACGGACGAUGUGGGGGCUGAGCCGCCGCAGCUGUUGCCGGCGGCGCCAAUGCCGCCGGUGCACCGCAAGCCCGCGCAGACGUUCGGGCAGCGGACCUCGCAGUUCCGCGGCGUCACCAGACACAGAUGGACCGGGAGGUACGAGGCUCACCUGUGGGACAACACAUGCAGGAAGGAAGGCCAGACUAGGAAAGGAAGGCAAGUCUACCUAGGCGGGUAUGACAGGGAGGAGAAGGCUGCGAGGGCUUAUGACCUUGCUGCUCUCAAGUAUUGGGGCCCUUCAACUCACAUAAAUUUCCCACUGAGCCACUACGAGAAGGAGCUGGAGGAGAUGAAACACAUGUCAAGGCAGGAGUUCAUUGCACACUUGAGAAGGAACAGCAGCGGCUUCUCGCGUGGAGCAUCCAUGUACAGAGGAGUGACAAGGCAUCACCAGCACGGGAGAUGGCAAGCCAGGAUUGGGAGGGUCGCUGGCAACAAGGACUUGUAUCUUGGCACGUUCAGCACGCAGGAGGAGGCGGCGGAGGCGUACGACAUCGCGGCGAUCAAGUUCCGUGGCCUCAACGCGGUGACCAACUUCGACAUCAGCAAGUACGACGUGAAGCGCAUCUGCGCCAGCACCCACCUCAUCGGCGGCGGCGACGCGUGCAGGCGCUCCCCGACGCAGCCGCCGGACGCGCCGGCGCUCGCCAUCGACGCUGCUGGCGCCGACCGGUCGUCGGACGCGCCGGGCGGCGGCGACCAGGCCGUGUCCGACAACUCGGACACCUCCGCCGGACACCGCGGCGCGCACCUGCUGCACGGCCUCCAGUACGGCCACCCCAUGAAGCUGGAGGCCGGCGAGGGCAGCAGCUGGAUGGCGGCGGCGACGGCGGCGGCGGCGCGGCCGGUGGCAGGCGUGCACCAGCUACCGGUGUUCGCGCUGUGGAAUGACUGUUGAUUGUGGCAACCAACCGCGCGCGUAGAGCACGUAGUAGUAGUCGUAGUUAGUGAAGAAAUGCAUGGCACUGCACCUGCAUGCACGAGGUGUAAGUGUAACGACGACUUCGGCAGUAGUAGGGGCGGUGAAGAAGCGACGAACAGCUGAACUUUUUGUGACGGACCCUCUGCAAGCCAGAUGCAUGUUGCACGCUCGCUGUCUUCUUUGCAGGAUGGCGACAAUUUUGCCGCAAUAUGUAAUGCAAUGGUUCGACAUGCAUGCAUGUUGGUUCAUUCUUCUUCA
Messenger RNA from Sorghum bicolor (sorghum), 2248 nucleotides. RefSeq names its product AP2-like ethylene-responsive transcription factor AIL5. The coding region runs from base 332 to 1966 and encodes 544 amino acids. NCBI's taxonomy places the organism in Eukaryota, Viridiplantae, Streptophyta, Magnoliopsida, Poales, Poaceae. Gene Ontology annotation, molecular function: DNA binding; DNA-binding transcription factor activity. The record is from RefSeq and is a predicted model, not a curated record. The transcript is spliced from 9 exons. Gene Ontology annotation, biological process: regulation of DNA-templated transcription.